AUAUUGGCAGCAAAUACCCACUAGGACGAGACCAGCUCUAGAUCUAGUACUGUAUCAUAGAUCUAGAUCUAAAUUUUAAAAAAUCACAUUCCUUUAUUCUGAACUGUUGAUAACCAAAAUUAGAGCCUGCUGGUAUGGAGUUUGGAGCCGCCUACAUUCUUGUGGAGGAAGAAGAGGAUUCUACAGAGGAUGAGGACUCUGAUGAUGAUACACGCAUGUUCUUCGCUGCCAUGGACACACAGGAAGUCCACAAUGAUGAAACUUCUGGCUUUGAAUGUGAAAUCAUGGAAUUUGAAGAUGAACCAGUAGAAGAAGAUGAAGCUGAUCCAAAAGAUGGUAAAAUUAACGUCAACAAGAUUAACAUCAAGAUGGCCAAGUUGCUGGAGCCAGCAGACGCUCACGUUGUCAACACAGAUUUGGUCUACUGCAAAAACAAAGAGUGUGAAGCCCUUGUCUCACACAUUGAUGAGAGGAAGGAUGAAAAUAAAAUUUUUUUCUGGGAAUGUAAAUUCUGUGGCAAGACAAAGAAUGAAGUGACACAGCAGCAGGUGAUCAAGGGCAAUGAUAUCCUUUAUGUGGAGGGACCAGAGAAAAUUCCAGACCUGACCAGAGAGGCAGAGGUCAUCAAGGUCAUUCUGCUAGUGGACAUUUCAGCCAGCAUGAGUCAAAGGAUGAAGGCCAAGAAUACCAAAGACAAAAUUCUGCUCAAAGUUUUGAAUCAAGAAAAGCCAUUUGAAGAUCACAUUGAGACUGUAGAAAUAACUUGGCUCCAGGCUGUCAAAAUUGCUGUCAUUAAACAAAUUGAAAAACUGAAAACAGAAAAGCCAAAAUGGCAAGUUGGUCUGGUGACAUUCAAUGACAAAGUGACAAUUUACUCUGAUGGGAGUGGACCAUCAAAGUUAAAAGAAUUUUCCGGAGCAGAACUGGAAAAUGGCAAAGAACUGCAAACCAAGGGAGAAGAGUUCAGGAGCCUUAAAUCUAUUUCAGAAUCUGCUGAUGACCUUGUGAAAAUUGUUCUAGAGCUGAAGGAGCAGGGCCGUACAGCCAUGGGACCUGCCCUGAUGCUGGCCACUGGCAUGGGUGGUGACGUCAAGGGGUCAAAGAUCAUCAUCUGUACUGAUGGCGCCACCAAUGUGGGCUGUGGGAGGCUGGAGGACACAACCACAGAUAUCAUUGAGAUCUUUUAUAAAGAAGCCAAGAAGGAGUGUAAAGAGUUGGGCCUAUCCACAUCCGUAAUGUCCAUUGACAGCUGUCAGCUGGAUACCCUACAGCCAUUGUGCCAUGAGACAGGAGGAACAAUUGCCUUCAUCAAACCAGACAAACUUGAUGAGCCAAUAUCAGAAGAGCUCAACCAAGCCACCAUUGCCACUGAUGUUGAAAUUACUUAUGUGGUGCACAGUGACAUGUUUGUCAAGCAGGUGGGGGAGAGAACAAAAGCUAGCAAGUAUUUCUAUAAAGUGGGUAACAUACACAAGAACAGCUCUUUGGUAUUUACACUUGGUAAAAGAAAGAAGGAAGAAAAUAAGACACAGGCAAACCCAGGGACCCAACAAAUAAAUUCUGGAACUUCUAACCAGCAAACAAAUACAGCACCCAAUGACAACAAACCAAACGCUCCAGCUUCUAAAGGACAAGGGGAACAAUCCCCAGGAAUUCCAGAUAGAGAUAAAAAACCCUCCAAUGUUGACAACAAUGUCCAGCCUCCAGUCAUGCCACCAGCUCCCACAACAAAUGGGGAUCAUUCAAUCAGCUCUCAGCCAGACAACAAGGAGUACCCACUGCAAGUUCAGAUCACCUACACAGACAUGAGAGGCUGCCGGGGUGAAAGAGUUUGGACAAGUCUUAGAAAAGUGACAACAAGCAGAGAAGUGGCUCUUAAAUCAUCUGACCCAGAAGUGAUGGUUAAAACAAAUCUGACAGAUUUCUCUAAGCAGUUGAUUGAAGCCAGCAACAAGAGGUCAAAAGAUUUACGAGAAACUAAAAAAAAGAUAAAGAAUUCUGUCAAAGACUUGGUUAAACUGUUUUCUAAGGACCAAAGACUAGCAGACUUUGAUAACAUUUUAAAUAAGAUUGGUGAUGACAAAUUAGAUGACGCAAUAGUGACACAGUUACACAACUUUAUUAAAUCUUCUUAAAGAUCACGUGCAACGUGCUUGUUUGCAAAGGUGGGUGUCCAUGCAGUAUCUUUGUGGAAGCACAGCGUCACAUUUUAAAGUUACACCAAUGAAUUUUUCUUUCUUAUAAGUUUAGAUGGUCAUUAUUCUACUCUUACAUUUUGCUUUUCAUUAUUAUUGUUCAUAUUUGUUUCUGAUAUUGAAUGAUUUUACACUGAUCAAAUCUUAUAAAAAAAUGUGUAGAUAGCUUAGAGUAACCAGUCUGUUAGGUCAACGUGCCUCGUGACUAACCCAACAAAAUUUUGUUAACUGUUGAUUGUUAAUUUUUAAACAUUUUCAUAAUUUUAACUUUAUGUUACAUUCAUACCACUGAUUGAAAGAAAUGUGUUGACCAAAUACAUUAUGUGUACCCCUAAUGUCUGUAAGCACCAUGUAACUAUAUUGCCUUUUCAUUUUAUUAGUCUGUUUCAAUCAGUUGUAGCUGUUAUGAUUGUAACCUAGUACACAGCUUUACUUAGUCUCCUGUUGUUUGAUGUCUCUGGUAGCUACAAGCCAGGUUGUCCAUCAGAAGAAAAUAAACUACAUUUAUGAAAGUUCAAUUCCUGGAGCUUGGAUAUUUUAAAAUAUUGACCACUAACAAAACAUGACUGUGUAGUCUGGCACGUCAACUUCCUAUUUGAAAAACUUGAGAUACAUUGUACACACAGGCAGAUUUUUUGUUAGGUCAGGAGAAAUUAAAUUU
Molecule: messenger RNA, 2856 nt
Organism: Physella acuta
Lineage: Eukaryota; Metazoa; Mollusca; Gastropoda; Physidae
Product: circularly permutated Ras protein 1
Biological process (GO): COPII-coated vesicle cargo loading
Cellular component (GO): COPII vesicle coat; endoplasmic reticulum exit site
Molecular function (GO): SNARE binding; zinc ion binding
Source: RefSeq, a predicted model, not a curated record